Messenger RNA from Hypoxylon fragiforme, 2066 nucleotides. RefSeq lists its product as uncharacterized. The record is from RefSeq and is a predicted model, not a curated record. The coding region runs from base 302 to 1723 and encodes 473 amino acids. NCBI's taxonomy places the organism in Eukaryota, Fungi, Ascomycota, Sordariomycetes, Xylariales, Hypoxylaceae. The transcript has 3 exons.
UCGCGAUCGCACCCUACAGUAACAUUAGCCAUUGUCAAGGAGUAAUGUGCAUCAACUUCAAGGCACACCUGCCAUGAGUGUAAGGAGUAUAGUCGAGGAAGUCGUCUGCCGGUCAAUUCCCUCUACAAAACCCAGUCUCUUCGCUACACCAUACCACUCCGAAUCUCUCACUCUUAAUUAUUAACUAUAGAGUAAAGUGUCUCAGGAAAGAUAUAUUUUCUUGGCCUUGUCUGUUCGUACACGGGAGUAUAUCUUCAUCAUUAUUGCUCAUUAGCCUUAGCAACGGUUUUUCAUCUUCACGAUGGGUUUUACUUCUCUCAUGCUUCUGGCUGGCAUGGGCCUAGCUACUACGGUACUAGGUGCCAACCUACCCACUCUCCAUACGACGACUUCAGACUCAGGAGACCUGAAGAAACGUAACGUGGCUCAGGCUGCCACUUCACCGGUCAUCACUCAGGCACCAAGUCUCGCCUCUGCCAGCCACCCACAACCACGCGGCAAGUGUAUUUUCAGCCAGAUGCGUUGCAAUCAAGACAUUCAGGAGAUUUGCGACAUUGACGGCGAGUGGGCAUCAUAUACCGAGUGCGUACAGUGCUAUACCACAGGGAACGCGGUAGGCUGCAUCGCUAUUCCCUCGGCCACUGUCGUGCCAAUCCUUUCUGGUGACCAGCGAUGCAAUGGCGCCAACAUGGAGGUUAACGACAAUGGUGUCUGGCGUAUAGUAGAGCAAUGCUCCGAGUGCUUCGAGUUAUCGGAAGGUAUAGCCAACUGUAUUCCCUUUACCACGACUCUUACCUCCACUCCUAUUGUUAUUCCUACUACUUCCCCUAUUGCUACUCCGUCUCCACUCGCCUGCCAUAACACAUUUCGCUGCAAUGGUAAUGUGCAGGAGGUGUGUGGUGCGGACGGGAACUAUAUCGCUCUUACAGUGUGCGAGAGCUGCACCGAAGAGAGCGGCUUCGUUAACUGUGUGCCUAUCGAGGAGCCGGCCAAACCCCACGAAAACGAAUGUGUCUCGGGUGAUGAACGCUGUAACGGCAAUAUUCUUGAGGUGUGCGAUAACAAUGGACAUUAUAUAACCCUACAGACCUGCGCCGAGUGCACCCAAGGCUACGGCAUCCCUUACUGCGCACCCAUUGAAACGACACCCGCACCAAACGCCUGCGAUGUCCUAGGCGCCAAACGCUGCAACGGCAAUGCGCUAGAGCAGUGUACAGGCUCUAUAUUCGUCAAGGUCGCGGAUUGUCUCACGUGUCUUGAUAGCAAUUCAGGCCCCCUUUGCCAAACAACGACGGCGCCAUCCCCAACAGCGUCAACCCCGACAACAUAUCCAACCACAACAACUUACUCAACAGGUGCCCCAACUUACCCAACGAAGAGGGAUGAGGAAAUACAAGGCCAGCCAACAUCUUUGUCAUUACCAACUGGCAUAAACUUAUGCGCUUCCGUUGGUUUCCAGCGCUGCAACGGGAAUGCGCUAGAGGUUUGCUCGAUCGAUCUCGUAUACAUCAAGGUCUCAGACUGUAUUCUUUGUUUGGGCGACGGUGUAGGCAAGGCGAACUGUGUUGCCACUACAACAACUGUUCCAUCCUAUCCGACGACCUACCCGACAAUCUAUCCGACGACCUACCCAACGACCUACCCAACGACCUACCCAACCAAGAGGAGCGAGGCAACGGAAUCCCCGUCGACGUCUCUGCCAUCCCCGGUCAUCAUCACCUAGGAAGAGCCGUGCUCGGCCGGUGAGGUGCGGUGUAGCGGCGGGGACCGGAUCGAAGGAUGCACCGCGACGCGCGAGUGGAUGGACUUUGGGCCCUGCCCUAGCUGCAAGCAGCUAUACAACACCAAGGUCGACUGCAAGUUUGAUGAUGUCCUUGGGGAGCAGUAGAGACAUGUAGUUGUCUAGGUUGGAUUUGCUGGCUUUGUUACGUACAUGGUUAAUGGAGGAUGCGGGUUGUUUAUUCGUUUUCGGUUUCUGGAAGUCGAUGCGGUGGUUGGCUUGCAGUACAUUAAGACUUAAGUGAUGAGUGAUUUAAUCUUGCUUAGGUGUGUGAAUGUGGUUGAUC